This is a messenger RNA of Sclerotinia sclerotiorum 1980 UF-70, 141 nucleotides long. RefSeq lists its product with no specific name. NCBI's taxonomy places the organism in Eukaryota, Fungi, Ascomycota, Leotiomycetes, Helotiales, Sclerotiniaceae. Bases 1 to 141 code for a protein of 46 amino acids. The record is from RefSeq and is a predicted model, not a curated record. The transcript is spliced from 2 exons.
AUGUUGGCGGGAGAUUUGAUCGCUAUAAGCAGUUGUAAGAGAGUGGAUGUAUACUACAUAGGUGGUCCAUGGGAGGAGAUGGAGAAACAAGAAUUUGCUCGUAUAUAUGCCAUUAUGGUCAUCAUCGUUACUAUGGUGUGA